This is a messenger RNA of Morchella sextelata, 1932 nucleotides long. RefSeq lists its product as uncharacterized. Lineage: Eukaryota; Fungi; Ascomycota; Pezizomycetes; Pezizales; Morchellaceae. Bases 1 to 1932 code for a protein of 643 amino acids. The transcript is spliced from 11 exons. The record is from RefSeq and is a predicted model, not a curated record.
AUGUCGAACUCCGGUUAUUAUGGUGGGUCUGGUGGGGGCAAGUACACAUCCAUCCCCGAAGAACAUGAGAUGUUUUCUCCUGAUCUAUCCAGCCCACCCGCACACAAGAGAAGCGACAGCCAGGAUACUCUAGUUGGUGGCCCUUUUAGCCCAGAUAUGAGAGGACCAGGUCGAAGGGGUUUCUUUAGUUCUGCAUCAGACCUGGAGCCUGGGUUUCGGCUUCAGACUCGGAUGGCAUCCAUGAGUCCGGGGGAAAAAAAGGCGCUCAGCAGUUUAUAUAGCUCAAGGCGUCAAAUGCGUAAAAACUUUUUGCAUAUGAUAGCGCGAUUUGCAUUUACUACAGCCUGUUGUGCCGCCAUUGUUGGGUUGUUCAAAUAUUAUGGCAGCAGCGGCGUUCUCGAUAACGAUAAUAAAUAUAUUUUCAAUGCUAUAUACAUAGGGAUUUCGAUGAUUCUCAGUAUGAACUUGAUUUCAGCCUUCAAAUCUUUAGCCAACAUGAUAAGAUGGAGGUUGCUGGCUGCGCACGAGUUUACACUAAGAGAGGUCGACUUGAUUUUGGCUUGUAGUAGUUUCCAAAAAACGAUCCAGUUACUGUUCACACCAUCCAAGGAACACACACACCUUGCGACCAAGUCAUGGGUGUUUAGACUCGGCGCAAUUGCAUGGAUCCUACUAGGAGUGGCGGCUCAAGUUGCAAUUGCUCUAAUUGGUUUAACCUAUAAUCAUGAGAACGAUACUGCUUUAAAGAUAGGCCCAGUUAAUAUUACUGCAUUGGAUUCUAUCUAUCCCGAGACAUAUCCGGCUUUUGAUGCAAAUAUACCACUUGCGGUGCAGAAAUGGGCGGCAAAUAUGCAUGGUUCUUCAAGCUACUCAAUCGUCCCUGUUUACACCCCAGAUACAAUCUAUUCGGCUAAUGAUAUAAACCAUUUUUUGAUCUAUAACCCUUCAACCAAUACUAUGGAAUAUACUAUUCAAGAGUGGGCAGUGGACUUCUCGGUUUCCGAUCAAUUCAUCUCAGUCGAAACGAAUCGUACGGUGACUGUUACUCCGCAGUGUGAAUACUAUCCAAUCGAGGAAAAUAAGUAUGGCGAUGCAGACACACCAUUUACGAUUUUAACAAAUGAAGGUGUAAACGCUACAAUUGACUGGUUGAAGGACUCCAUGCCCGGUCAAAAUAUUAUCGUUAAUCCAUAUUGGGAGGGAAUUAGUCCAGAGUAUCUGUCAUGUGGAGACCGCUGUAGCCGACUCUACAUUUUUGAGUUUCCUCUUUUUGGACAAGGUUUAUUUUUCAACUGUACCGUUGAAGUUAGCCCCGUUUAUAACGCCGUCGAGCCUGAGCAUGAAAUUCCCGAUGAAGUUGCCAAGAUCUUCGCGGGAUCACCUGGGAGUCAAGGAUGGUAUGAUGAUGCUGGGCGGCAGAUGGUGAGAUAUAGUAAAGCAAGCUACUGGGGGCUUACAGAUCUCGCUGGAGAGGAUGGUGAAAAAUACGCUGGAGAGGGGCUUGCAUGGUUUGUGGCUGGUUCUAUCGCCAAUUAUGACCAAUAUGGCCCUAUGAUCGUCUCGACAGGGAAUCAGCAAUGGCAAGGCGUUAGACUUGUAGUGAAAUGGAGGGAAUUGUAUAUUACCUUAGGCAUGAUCCUUGCGAUAAACCUCAUCUUUGGAAUCUUUAUUGUCAUAAAAGCCAAUGCUGUGUUUUGCAAAGAUGAUUCCUUCCUUUCCAUAGCACGACUUCUCAGACCAAUGUUGGAACGCUUGGGAGAUUCCGGAUCUCAUUUACAAGGUUGGGAGAUUGCUGAUACGUAUGACAAAAAGGUGGUAUACGGAUACAGGGUCAAUACUCAAAAUAAUAUUCAUCAUCUAGAUUUUGGAGAUGAUAUACCAAUUUUGGCCUCUGGCAAGUAUGAGUCAUUCCCGAACGGUAUGUACGAUUAA